CACACAUAUAACAACUCUCUUUCAUGCCCUUUUUUCCCUCUCGCUCUUUCUUCAACCACAAGCAUCCCAACAAUCUCGUUUCUUUUGGCCCUUCAUGCCUCUCCUCUUCACCAUCCUCCUCUUCUUAACCGGCCUAGCGUCAGUGGUUGCCAUCGGUGGUGGCCCAACCGCUGGCUUUAAACCGGCUGAUGACAUUCUCAUUGAUUGUGGAAGCAAGUCAUCAACCAAAACCCCUGAAGGUAGAGUCUUUAAGAGUGACUCAGAAACGGUUCAGUAUAUAGAAGCCAAAGACGAUAUUCAAGUCUCUGCCCCGCCUUCAGAUAAACUCCCUUCUCCUAUUUACCUAACCGCUCGGAUCUUCCGCGAGGAAGCCAUUUACAAGUUCCAUUUAACCCGUCCCGGUUGGCAUUGGGUUCGUCUCCAUUUCUUUGCCUUCCCAAAUGACAAGUUUGAUCUCCAGCAAGCAACUUUCUCUGUUUUAACAGAGAAGUACGUCUUGCUUCAUAACUUUAAACUAAGUAACAACAACAAUGAUAGCUUGGCUACUGUUCAGAAAGAGUACCUCGUCAACAUGACCGAUGCACAAUUCGCCCUUAGGUUCAAACCUAUGAAAGGUUCUGCCGCUUUCAUCAACGGUAUCGAACUUGUGUCAGCUCCAGACGAACUUAUCUCUGAUGCAGGCACUUCUCUUUUCCCUGUCAACGGUUUUUCGGGUCUGUCUGAUUACGCAUACCAGUCCGUUUACAGGGUUAAUGUUGGUGGCCCCUUGAUCACGCCUCAGAAUGACACACUAGGAAGAACCUGGACACCUGACAAAGAAUACUUAAAAGAUGAGAAUCUGGCUAAGGAUGUCAAAACAAACCCUACAGCUAUCAUCUAUCCUCCUGGAGUUACACCGCUGAUUGCGCCACAGACGGUUUACGCAACAGGUGCAGAGAUGGCUGAUUCUCAAACCAUAGAUCCUAACUUCAAUGUCACAUGGAACUUCCCAUCAAACCCAUCAUUUCACUACUUCAUUCGUCUUCAUUUCUGUGACAUCAUCAGCAAGUCCCUUAAUGACCUAUACUUCAACGUUUACAUCAAUGGCAAGACCGCCAUUUCCGGGCUAGAUUUGUCCACUGUAGCUGGGGAUCUUUCUGCUCCUUACUACAAAGACAUUGUGGUGAACUCGACUCUUAUGAAAUCUGAGCUUCAGGUGCAGAUUGGUCCCAUGGGAGAAGAUACGGGGAAAAAGAACGCGAUCUUGAACGGAGUUGAGGUCCUAAAGAUGAGCAACUCUGUGAACAGUCUUGAUGGAGAAUUUGGAGUUGAUGGUAAAAGAGCGAGUAUGGGGAAGCAGGGGAUGGUUGCAACCGCGGGAUUUGUAAUGAUGUUUGGCGCUUUCGUAGGUCUUGGAGCAAUGGUUUACAAAUGGAAGAAGAGACCACAAGAUUGGCAGAAGAGAAACAGUUUCUCUUCUUGGUUACUACCAAUACACGCCGGUGACAGUACUUUCAUGACAAGCAAAACGGGUUCACACAAAUCCAACUUGUACAAUUCUGCGCUUGGCCUCGGACGCUAUUUCUCCCUCUCAGAGCUUCAAGAAGUUACAAAGAACUUCGAUGCAUCAGAGAUCAUUGGUGUUGGUGGAUUUGGAAACGUUUACAUUGGUACCAUUGAUGAUGGAACUCAAGUUGCCAUCAAACGAGGCAAUCCACAGUCAGAGCAAGGGAUAACAGAGUUUCACACAGAGAUUCAAAUGCUGUCUAAGCUCAGACAUAGACACUUAGUCUCAUUGAUUGGAUACUGCGACGAGAACUCAGAGAUGAUCCUCGUUUACGAAUACAUGUCCAAUGAAGCUCUAUGUGCAAGACCAGCCAUUAACCCUCAGCUUCCAAGGGAACAGGUUAACUUAGCUGAAUGGGCUAUGUUAUGGAAACAAAAAGGGUUACUUGAAAAGAUCAUCGACCCUCAUCUAGUUGGCACUGUGAAUCCUGAAUCUAUGAAAAAGUUUGCAGAAGCUGCAGAGAAGUGUUUAGCAGAUUAUGGUGUUGAUAGACCAACAAUGGGAGAUGUAUUGUGGAACUUAGAAUAUGCUCUUCAGCUUCAAGAGGCUUUUUCUCAGGGUAAAGCUGAAGCUGAGGAGGUUGAGACCCCUAAGCCCGUGGCUGCUCCUGCUGCUGCGCCGACUUCACCUGCUGCAGCAAGUGAACGUCCGGUUUCUCAGACGGAAGAGAAGGAUGACUCAACGGUGGACCAACACUCUGGAACCACCAUGUUUACUCAGUUUGCUAGCCUCAAUGGAAGAUAAACUGAUGAAGCAUUUCCACCAAACCAAAUGGUGUGAAGAGUUAGAAAAAAAGAAGAAACUAAUCUUAAGGUAAUCGGAUUUGUUGUAUAAUUUGUAUGGUAUUUUUUAUUUUGUUUUGUAAUGGAAAUGUAUUCUAAGGUGGUGGACAUUGCAUGUUAUAGGUUGUUGAUACUUUAGUUUCAGAAGACAAAUUUUCAAAUAAAGUGUAUGCAAAUCU
Messenger RNA from Arabidopsis arenosa, 2507 nucleotides. The record is from the annotation of a GenBank genome assembly. NCBI's taxonomy places the organism in Eukaryota, Viridiplantae, Streptophyta, Magnoliopsida, Brassicales, Brassicaceae.